Molecule: messenger RNA, 675 nt
Organism: Gilbertella persicaria
Lineage: Eukaryota; Fungi; Mucoromycota; Mucoromycetes; Mucorales; Choanephoraceae
Product: ubiquitin-conjugating enzyme E2 2
Exons: 5
Coding region: 93-545 (150 amino acids)
Biological process (GO): protein polyubiquitination; DNA repair; proteasome-mediated ubiquitin-dependent protein catabolic process
Cellular component (GO): HULC complex
Molecular function (GO): ubiquitin conjugating enzyme activity
Source: RefSeq, a predicted model, not a curated record
CAUCACAUACAAAAAAAAAAAUAAGUUAGUUGUACGUCAGUCUUUUUUUUCUUCAACUUUUUUAUUUUGUUAAAUCUAGAUAGAUUGUAAAGAUGUCCACACCUACCAGAAGAAGACUUAUGCGUGACUUUAAGAGAUUACAAAGUGAUCCCCCAGCUGGUGUAUCAGGUGCGCCUUGCCAAGAUAAUAUCAUGAUGUGGAAUGCAGUCAUUUUUGGGCCUGCUGAUACCCCUUUUGAAGAUGGUACAUUUAAACUCGUUUUACAAUUUGACGAGACCUAUCCCAACAAACCACCUCAAGUUAAAUUCGUAUCAAAAAUGUUCCACCCCAAUGUAUAUGCCAAUGGUGAACUCUGUUUGGAUAUUUUACAAAACAGAUGGAGUCCUACUUAUGAUGUUGCAGCUAUUUUGACCAGUAUUCAAUCUCUUUUCAAUGACCCUAACCCUAAUUCACCAGCUAAUGCAGAAGCCGCUAAUCUUUACCGUGAAAAUAGAAAAGAAUAUGUUCGCCGAGUAAGAGAGACUGUUGAAGAAUCAUGGGAAUAAAUAAAAAGAAAUUCGCAUAAAAACCACACAACUUGAAUGACCGCUUCUUUUUUUCUUUUAUUUUCUAUUUAAUUUAUAUAUGUCUAUUGAUUUAUGUAAGCUCACAAACUAAAUAAAAUAGUUUAACACA